This is a messenger RNA of Acanthosepion pharaonis, 1821 nucleotides long. The record is from the annotation of a GenBank genome assembly. NCBI's taxonomy places the organism in Eukaryota, Metazoa, Mollusca, Cephalopoda, Sepiida, Sepiidae.
AUGCUAUCCGAGUUGAGGAUUUUGUUUUGCUUCACAAACAAGAAGGUCAUUUAUAUCCAAUUAGCUUUUAACCCUACUGAAGUCGAGUACUUCUCUUCAUAUACAGGAAGAAAAGUUGAAGAUUUUCUUCAUUCCAAACAGAAAAAACAAUUGCACCCAAAUUUACUUUCCCUUCGUCGCAGGCAGGAAGACAAUUGCUACCCUGGUCGUCUUUUUCUCUUCCCUGACAGGACGACAAUGGCUAGCCAAAUUGAAGAUGUUUCUCUUUCUAAACAGAAACACAGAUGUUCGUUUCUUUCAUUCUUUCUUUUAAUUCUUUCAUUCAUUCUUUUAAUUCUUUUAUUCUUUAUUUUUAUUCUUACUUUCAUAAAUUCUUUUGAUUUGUUCUUUCAUUCUUUUUUCAGCGUUUCUUUCAUUCUUUCUUUUAAUUCUUUCAUUCUUUAUUUUUAUUCUUUUAUUCUUUAUUUUUAUUCUUUUUUCAUAAAUUCUUUUGAUUUGUUCUUUCAUUCUUUUUUCAGCCGUUUCUUUCAUUCUUUUUUUAAUUCUUUCAUUCAUUUUUUUAAUUUUUUAUUCUUUAUUUUUAUUCUUACUUUCAUAAAUUCUUUUGAUUUGUUCUUUCAUUUUUUUUCAGCGUUUCUUUCAUUCUUUCUUUUACUUCUUUCAUUAUUUAUUUUUAUUCCUUUAUUCUUUAUUUUUAUUCUUACUUUCAUAAAUUCUUUUGAUUUGUUCUUUCAUUCUUUUUUCAGCGUUUUUUCAUUCUUUCUUUUAAUUCUUUCAUUCAUUCUUUUAAAUCUUUUAUUCUUUAUUUUUAUUCUUACUUUCAUAAAUUCUUUUGAUUUGUUCUUUCAUUCUUUUUUUCAGCCGUUUCUUUCAUUCUUUCUUUUAAUUCUUUCAUUUUUUUUUUUUAAUUCUUUUAUUCUUUAUUUUAUUCUUACUUUCAUAAAUUCUUUUGAUUUGUUCUUUCAUUUUUUUUUUUUCAGCGUUUCUUUCAUUCUUUCUUUUAAUUCUUUCAUUCAUUUUUUUAAUUAUUUUUUAUUUUUAUUUUUAUUCUUACUUUCACAAAUUCUUUUGAUUUCGUUUCUUUCAUUCUUUUUUUUAAUUCUUUCAUUCAUUCUUUUAAUUCUUUUAUUCUUUAUUUUUUUUUUUCUUACUUUCAUAAAUUCUUUUGAUUUCGUUUCUUUCAUUCUUUCUUUUAAUUUUUUCAUUCUUUUUUUUUUAUUCUUUUAUUCUUUUUUUUUUUAUUCUUUUUUUUUAAAUUCUUUUGAUUUGUUCUUUCAUUCUUUUUUCAGCGUUUCUUUCAUUCUUUCUUUCUUUUUUUUCAUUCAUUCUUUUAAUUUUUUUUAUUUUUUAUUUUUAUUCUUUCAAAAUAGUUUUUUUCAGCGUUUUUAUUUUUCAUUCUUUCUUUUUAAUUCUUUCAUUCAUUCUUUUAAUUCUUUUAUUCUUUAUUUUUAUUCUUAUUUUUUCAUAAAUUCUUUUGAUUUGUUCUUUCAUUCUUUUUUCACGUUUUUUUCAUUCUUUCUUUUAAUUCUUUCAUUCAUUCUUUUAAUUCUUUUUAUUCUUUAUUUUUAUUCUUACUUUUUAAAUUUUUUGAUUUGUUCUUUCAUUCUUUUUCAGCCGUUUCUUUCAUUCUUUCUUUUAAUUCUUUCAUUAUUUAUUUUUAUUCUUUUAUUCUUUAUUUUUAUUCUUACUUUCAUAAAUUCUUUUGAUUUGUUCUUUCAUUCUUUUUUCAGCGUUUCUUUCAUUCUUUCUUUUAAUUCUUUCAUUCAUUCUUUUAAUUCUUUUAUUCUUUAUUUUUAUUCUUACUUUCAUAAAUUCUUUUGA